This is a messenger RNA of Oryzias latipes (Japanese medaka), 2755 nucleotides long. RefSeq names its product phospholipase D family member 5 (gene pld5). The record is from RefSeq and is a predicted model, not a curated record. Gene Ontology annotation, molecular function: catalytic activity. NCBI's taxonomy places the organism in Eukaryota, Metazoa, Chordata, Actinopteri, Beloniformes, Adrianichthyidae.
AAUGAGGCUGAGUAAACAACAAUAGUAAAGGUUGACUUUGUUUCUUGCACGCAGAGAACGUGUCCUAUUGGCUGCAUUGGGAUCAUCUGCCUCUGCAGGUGUUAGUGCUGCAGACACCAAGCGGGAAAUCAGACUGGAAGUUUGAGACAGCCAGUCUUUUUGCCAGAUUGUCUACAAUUUCUUUUAUCAUAUCGCCCCAGCAACACCGCCAGUGUCAGCUCGUAGCAGCUCCUGUUGCAUCCUCAUCCUGUCCAGAGACCAACUAAAGCCCACUCUUCCCAUCCCCCUCCCACAGGAGACCGUACUUUACCAGCUACACCCACACUCAUCCUCCCCAGAGAGAGCGUGAAGAGGUUGUGUUGCUCUGGCCACAAACGGCAGAGUGCAGGCUGAAUGUAGCUCAGACAGCACAGAGACCGACAGCAGCUGAUUCAGCUUCAGAGAGAGAAAUGUAAAAAGUAAAGAGGGGAUACAGGACUGACAGUGCGUCUUCAUCCCAGGGGACUGCAUCAGUACUCGGGCUGUCAAUGGAACUGUCAGCUAAUCCACGGUUUGAGGAGCAGGAUGAGGCUCCCCCAGCUCCGUCUGCCUUCCCGUCUCAGAUGAAAAGCAGCGGCAGCAGCUACAGCACCGUCCAGCAGCAGGGUUACUCUGCAUCCAUCUUCCUGCGACGCAAAGACAAGCUGGAGCGGACGCAGCAGAAGUGUGUUGCCAUCUUUGCGCUUCUCUGCUGCUUUGCUGUGCUGCUGGUGCUGAUCUUCUCCUCGGUGGACAUCUGGGGGGACGAUGAGGAUGGAAUCACAGAGGAAAACUGCAGUCGAAACUGCCACAUCGUGCUCGUGGAGAAUAUUCCAGAUGACCUCUCUCUCCACUCGGACGGCAGGCUGCACCUCCCUCUCUCUGUCGCCUUUCACUCUCUGCUGGACCAAGCAAAAUACUCCAUUGAGGUAGUGUCCUCUGUGUGGGACCUAACCUCCUGGGACAUGGAGCCCCCUCCCAACACUGCCAAACAGGGACAACUGUUGUUCCAGCGACUGCUCAACCUGAAGUCUCGCAGAGUCAAACUGAAGAUUGCCAGCAGUUUGACAAACUCCUCAGAGCUGAGAGCUCUGGCAGCUCACCAAGCAGAGGUUCAUUUUGUGAACAUGACCGCUUUCACCCGGGGUGGGCUGCAUUCAUCCUUCUGGAUCGUGGACCGGCAGCAUAUUUACAUCGGCAGUGCUGAUAUGGACUGGAGGUCACUCUCCAAGAGGAAGGAGCUGGGUGUGGUGGUGUAUAACUGCAGCUGCCUGGCCCUGGAUCUCCACAGGGUCUUCUCCUUUUACUGGCAGCUCCAUGAUCGAGACUACAUUCCCUCCAUCUGGUCGAAGAGAGUAACAGCCCUCUAUGGGAAGCAUGAGGCUCUGGACCUGAAGCUGAACGCCACGCCAGCCUCGGCCUACGUCUCUACUUCCCCUGAGAUCUUCUGUUCUAAAGAUCGAACCAGAGAUGUUGAUGCCAUCUAUCAGGUGAUCCAGAGUGCAAAGACAUUUGUCUUCAUAUCUGUGACCGACUACCUUCCCCUGGUCAACAAAAGUUUCAGAGGAGCUUCAAUUACCAGGUACUGGUCAACAAUUGAUGAGGUGAUCAGAGAAGCUGUGGUGCUGAGGGGAGUCAGAGUUCGCCUGCUCAUAAGCUUCUGGAAGAAAACUCACCCCCUUACAUUUAAUUUUGUGACCUCGCUCAAGUCUCUGUGUCUGCAGCUUCUCAACUGCUCCCUGGAGGUGAGGUUUUUCAGUCACAAGGAACAUAAGGACGACUUUCAACUUAGACUCAACCACAACAAGUAUGUAGUGACAGACAACGCUGUCUACCUCGGAAACCACAACUGGGUCGGGAGUGACUUUGCAAUCAAUGCAGGAGUUGGGCUGGUGGUGAAGAUGGCAGAAAAUCCUAAGGGAGUUACAGUCCUAGAACACAUUAAAGCUGCAUUUGAACGGGACUGGAGGUCAAAAUAUGCAAAAAACCUUCAAGGGGGCAGCAGUCAACAGGAGAAACGCAGACACCUUCAGACACCAAAGGGUUUCUGGGAAGGACAGGAAGAAAAGAAGUGGAACGAACCUUUUUGAAUGUUUAUGUCAAAGCCUCAUAUGCCUGAGUAGAUCUUACAAACAUGUACACGCACAAAGAGAAUGUAAACUUACACUAGUAGACGUGAUUUGUGCCUUAAUUUGAGUCAUUCAGUUUGUCAAAGGCUUGACAGCUUCAGGUUUCAGUGAUUGCACCUUAAUCACCUUAAUGGUAAGAGCAUGUUCUGCUGCAUGAACACUGACAUCAAUCUUCUGUUACAACCAAUAUACAACUGAUAAUAUGAAUGCUGUCAGUUGGUUGUGUAAACUCUGUAUUUUGAAUUCUGUGGUAUCUAACCUGCACUUGUUAGAUUCGUUUUUCAUUCGUCUACAACAAGCUGUUCCCUAAAGGAUGUUUUGAUUGCAUUAUUUUUUGUAAGGUUACCAACAUGAACACUUACAAGCCUGGACAAGAACUUAGCUUCUACCGGACAUGCAAAGUGGGACCUCUGAAGGCUGUUCUUGAUUUAAUCCCACAUUAACGCUGAGUGAGAAAUUUCUGUUCAGUCAGGAGGAUUUUGGAUGGAGGGAGUCCAUUUGCUCCUCACAUCAGAUAGACAUGAACGCCAGAGAAGUUUAGGAGGAAAUAGAGGUCAGAGCAGUUGGUUUGCAUCAUAAGUUUAAAAUAAAGGGCUUUGUCACUAAAA